Hydractinia symbiolongicarpus is the source of this 6173-nucleotide messenger RNA. Its product is annotated as activin receptor type-2A-like. The coding region runs from base 4240 to 5421 and encodes 393 amino acids. The transcript has 4 exons. Lineage: Eukaryota; Metazoa; Cnidaria; Hydrozoa; Anthoathecata; Hydractiniidae. Gene Ontology annotation, cellular component: signaling receptor complex; plasma membrane. Gene Ontology annotation, biological process: cell surface receptor protein serine/threonine kinase signaling pathway; cellular response to growth factor stimulus; protein phosphorylation. The record is from RefSeq and is a predicted model, not a curated record. Gene Ontology annotation, molecular function: ATP binding; transmembrane receptor protein serine/threonine kinase activity.
GGUAUUUUAUAUGUUUAUUUUUAUUGGAUAGUAAAUAGCUUCCUCGUUUUCGUUAAAAUUUAAAUCAUCCACGUCCCCAGCGUUGCCUGGUUCCUGAGCCGUUAUUUACAGAGUGGCUUUUACGCCACCGUAAAAUUACUUAAAGAAAACAAAAUAUCCUGAGAACAAGAAUAUUUCUUCUGCAUUGAGCAUUUAGUUAGAUGAUUGAUAGAAAACUGUUGAAUUACAGGUAGUUUUUAUGAAUAAAACGACACAAGAGUAUGGUUGGUUAUUUGUUGCAAAAAUAAUAUUUUUAUAUUCAACGAAUAUUUUUGCAUUCAAGGAAUUAUUUUUAUAUUCAACGAAUUAUGUUUGUAUUUACGAAUAUUUUAUUCAACGAAUUCAAUUUUUUAUAUUUUGGCGUUCAACGAAUUAUUUUUAACGAAUUAUUUUUGCAAAUAAUAAAUUGAAAGUUGGUAAAUUACCGAACAUGCAGAAUCUGUUCAUACAUAUACAGAUAGAAAAGUUUCAAAAUUGAUUUUUUUCCCAUACUGUUAUAGAAAGUGUGGCUGUGCUGGAAACUUUGAGAUUUCUUUAUGAAAAACCAGCAGGAAGUCCAAAGCAGUAUUUCAUCAACUAUUUACAGUCCUGCUUUUCAAAACAACUGGAUUUUUGGUGUUUGCAAUAGCACCUGUUAUUUCUGGCUUUGGGUUUGGAAAAAUAACUGUUAUGUUUAAUAAUAUUAUGACAUUGUUUUCAUCCGUGUGCACUAAAACGAUAACAUUGCUCAUAAAUUUGGGGAUUUCGAAAUGUGCAAGGCUUCUUUGGAAGCAGUGAUGGAUGAGAAAUCAUUCAACUGUGUUUAACUAGAUUUUAUUUUAUAGAGACAUACAACUAGUUUAAUUGUUCAUUCUGUGUUUUUUCUUCUGUUUGGUGAACAGAAAAAGAAGGCUUUUCAAACAUCGGCCGAUGUUAUGGAAUUUUGACUUGUCAGCCUAAGGUCUAUUUUUGUUAACUUAGGGAGUUGUUGUCUUGAAUUACUUAAGAAAGAAUAGAUUUUUUUAGCAAAGCUUUGUUUUUGAAAAUAUUAUUACCUGAGGUGUAUUUUGUUCUAUUUGUUAACUCUAUAUGCCCCAAUAUUUGUAUGCCCUCUCUUUCUUCACUUAGUUUGCAACCUUUUUUCUGGCAUAUUUUUUGUUUGUUAUACUUUUUUUAUUGUUCUAUUUUUUGUUUGCUUAAGAAAUAUGAAAGUCUGAAACUAUAUGUUUUUUCUCUUUUGAAACUCUGUUGAAUGUUAUAGAUACAAGAUAACGCCCGGAUAUCAGGAAGUUAAUCAAGCUUGUUCCUAAGGGCGUGUCCUAAACAACAACAAAACAACAACAAGAGGGACGAGAAACGUUGAUUGUUAAGCUAAUUCUCAACUAAAAGAAUAAUAUUGUGACAGGAGUUGCACGACGAAAAAUAGAGAUUUGAUUUAAAUUCUUAAGAUGAUUCGUUGAAUCGAAAAUAAUUCGUUGAAUCGAAAAUAUACUUUGUUGAAUAUUAAAAAGAGCCGUUGAAUUCAAAAAUAAUUCGUUGAAUUUAAGGUUACUGUAAAGGAAACAAUUUUUUUUCUAGGUUUUUUUGCAAAAAAUUCAUGACAUAUAGAAAAAAAAUUCUCUUUCCAAUGACAUAUUUUAUAUUCCAUGAAAAUAUUUGGAACAUCCCUUUUUUCUGGAAAGAGGAUUUUCAGAGGUGUUAUAUCCUUCACACCUUUGAAAAAAUAUGUGCAAAAUGAGUUGAGCAUAUUUUUUGUAAACAUUAUGCAUAAUAUGGAACUCCCGUAUAAAAAUAUGCAUAAUAAUAUUUUUUAGAUAGUUUACUUUCACUAUCGAAUUAAAAAAAAUCAAAGUUAAGGAAUAUGCAUAUGAGCUCUCUCUUGUAAACCUGACUUCUGUCUAUUAAUAAUUCUGAACGCGUGCACGCAUAUUCAGCAUAAAGAAAAAGUUCGCACUUCUAUCAUCUUUCUGCAUACUCAGUUCACACAUUUUUAUAACACCUACGAAAAUCUUUAAAAACAAAUAUCUCGUUAGUAAAUUUUCGCAUACAUGCCUUUACGUUUGUGGUCUCUUUUUCCGAAAGCUUCCUAUUGUAUAAAUUACUGAUUAGCGAACUAUGACGACAGAAAGAAAAAAAUAUGCAUUUUUUUGAAUGAUUAUAUAUAAUUACAAAUAAUUUCAUAACGACGUUAUUAGAAAAAAAAACCGGGAACCUUUUUGAAUUUCCGCGCCCGAAGGCGUAGGAAAUUCUUUAAAACCGUCGUUUUUUCUUUCGGAGCAUUUUUUGAGAAAAUAUCGACCCUGGGAUUUCACGUUGGUCCGUCACGGAUGUAAACUUCGUACCCAAGCUCCUUAACUACUGUUGACGCUUCAGGCCAAAAUUGGUAUUUGUUUUCGACAAAAUUUGACACAGUUAACAAAAAAAGUAUGCUGAACAUAAUGGUGACAUAAUAAUUUUGAUUUUUGCACAAUAACACAACAAUGUUUAGCACAAUAACACAACGAAUUAGCAGGUUUUCAUCAAAUAUUUUGGUAGCGCGCGGAAAUUCUUAGAGCCCCCAGGGCUUCUUGUUGAAUUUAAUUUAUGCUGAAUAUAAUGGUGUGAAAACGAGAAGUCUGCGACCAUGCGUUCGGAAAAAGAAGCCAUUUGAAAACGUACGGUGAAAAAAAAUUGGUGUGUGUUUAUUUCAUUAUAUUUUCUUUUUGGAAAAUUACCAUCUCACGAAAAUAGCACCAUCAAAAAAGUCUUUCAUCAAGCAUUCAGAAACAAAAAACAUAAAAAAAUAUAAAACUAUUGAUAAAUUAUAAGGGUUUUUCUGAGACUACUCAUCAAGUGAGUUUUUUCCUUUACAGUAACCUUAAAAAAUUGAUUUUUUGAUACGUUACGUUAAUGCAAAAUUAUUCCUUAAAAAAAAAAAAUUUUGCCAACCGAUCAUAAAUUAGAAUUUCUUUAAAAAAUAUACAGAACUACCAUUUUUUAUGUUUCUUGAGCUUUUUAUAGCGCCGGAAAUUCUUACGUGCAUAAAGUUAACGUCUAGACAUGAAUAAAGAUGAUUUGCGCAACCAAAAAAUAUUUACUUCAGAGCAUGCUAUGCUUGUGAACAGAUAUUUCGUUUGUUUUUCGCUGGAAUAUAUUUAAUUUACAUAUAUUCUUUUUUUGACGCCUCGUCAUGAAGUCUUGGAUAAAUUGUAUUUUCCUGUUGACAAUCUGCGUCUAUGCUGUGUUAUGUGGUAAGAGAUUUGUUUUUAUUUAGUGUUUCAUUAAUUUUUUAUUACCAUGUUUUACGAUAAACCCAUUUAUAAGAAGCCGAGUACCAAAGUUGGGAGUAAACGAGUCUAAACAAUUGUCUCGUUUGUGUCAAUUGAAAAUUAAAUAAAACAAAAGAUUACAGUUUAAGGAUCGCGUUGGAAUGUAAGAUUUAAAAGAUUUGCAAAGGUUCGAAUUCAGUCUAGCCUAGUUAACUAAGCUUUCUUUGAGGAUAUCAACAUUUAUUCCGAUUAUCAAAAGUUAAGCUGGGUCUCCUGGCUAAAUCUAGCCCUGCCAUUUUUUAAGAUUCGGAAGUUCUUAACAACAGUAAAUGUAAAAGAAAUUACAGAUUAUCUGAGGCAUAAACUAAAUAUUGUAGUUCUUAAAAAAGACCAGUGUAUUAUUUUUGCGUAUAUACUUGUACUAUUACAGGCCAUACCACCUGUCAUCGCUACACCAAAACCUGUCCAACUGGCUGUCCUGUGGUCUGCAUCGCUAGCUACAAACAGUGUUAUUUAUUUUACCAAAAGAUUGGCCAAAAUUUAAAGUUAAUCUUGGGUGGCUGCAUUCAGCAACGGAUAUUUAUGAAAGAACACCCCAAUAAUAGCUGCCACGAAAUUCGUAUCGGUGGGUUUGCUUGUUUUUGUUCCGGUCAAAACUGCAAUUCAAAUGCAAGACGCUAUCUUAGACGCGAAGAAAUGGGAACAUUAACCUUCACUGUAUAUGGUAAGUUAAUCAUUUGCUAAUACAUUUGUAAAUGUGUUUUAUUCAGUUUCCAAUAUUUGUGAGAUGUUGGCUAAAAAUUUUGGCUAAAAAUUUUUUUUUAAAUUUACGUUCAAACUUUUAGAUUACGGCUCAUUUGAGAAACUGGAAAAUGAAACAAACCACGAGGACGUCAAAAGCGACAAACUUAAAAAAAACGUCAUCAUUAUCACAGUCUCUGCCAUUUUCGUUUUCGGUGGAUUUAUCGUGAAAAUGUCGUGCAAAAUCUUUCUAUGUCUCAAGCGUUCAAUUCGACAACCGCGGGUUUCUAUCAAAGCAGAUUCGGACCAACCAACUUUAAUAACAACUGGAUCGCGUCAAAAGAGUUGUUUGGAAGACGGUAACACACCUAAAGAAUUAGACUCUUUAUCAAAUUUCUUUGCAUAUGAAACAGUUAACUUUAUGGAAUUGAUUUAUAAAGGACGGAGCAGUCAAGUAUGGAAAGUAUCGAGAGGGUGUCAUAUUUUAACUGCGAAAAUAUCAACAACGAAACAUCAAGUGCAAAACGAGAAGCGGUUAUUUCAAGAUUAUCAAUUAAAACACGAAAAUAUCAUUCGUUUUGUGCAUUGUCUACAUCAAGCGGUCGAUAAUUUAAAAACCGAUGUCCUGCUCUUUGAAUACCACCCUAAUGGUGAUCUCUUGAAUUUUUUGAAAUUUAACAUAGUGCCGGUGUCAAAUGCGUUGCCUCUUUUGAAAGAGAUCAUAUCCGGAGUUGCUUAUUUACAUUCGGAAAAUAUGAACACUACACCAAGGAAGUACAGAAUCGCUCAUCGCGAUAUAAAGAGUUCUAAUAUUUUAAUGAAAAGCGACACAAGAUGUUGCCUGGCUGAUUUUGAAUGCGCCUACGUGUUCAUUGACCACAGGAAUUUUUCCAACAAGGAGAUAGAGCAGGUAACGUCUGCUGCUACAAGUUUAUUAAUUUUCACGAAUAUUAAGAUUUGCGAGAUAAUCAUAGCUUUUCUGUCUGUUGGUACUCUACGUUACCUGCCACCUGAAGUUUUGGCUGGCACCACGGAUUUCGAUGAGGAAGCUUUUUUUCAAGCAGAUAUGUACUCUACCGCUCUUAUCAUGUGGGAAUUGUUGUCACGGUGUUGUUACAGUUCAGGUAGAAAAAAAAUUUUGCGUUUCUUUAAUUGCGUUUUACUCUCCCUGUCAGUAGAUGAUGUUCCUUCUUACAUGGCUCCGUAUGAAAACAAAGUUGGACGACAGCCGAACGUAAACGACCUGGAGUCCUGUGUUCUUCAACAGAAUUAUCGACCAGAAUUUAGACCAAUAAUAUGGAAGGAUGAGGAGUUGAAUUUUAUCUGCAAAACUAUUCAAGAUUGCUGGGAUGAAGCGCCCACGGCUCGAUUAACUGCAGAUUGUGUUUACGAAAGACUAUCAAGCUUAAUGUAGUAAAUGUAUUUUCACGGCCUUUUUGAACGGUGAAUACUACGAUAUGUGGCGCAACGAGAGUCAGCGUACAUAAAUAAAUAUGGUAUUCACUUUUUUACGCAUUCUUUGUACAUGUAUUUUCUUAUGUUGUGUUAUUUUUUCUGUAAAAAAGAAAGAAAACUUGUUUAACCUAACUUUUUUAUGGAAUUUUUAUUCUUUCAUGACAUUGCAACUUUAUCUAAAGUAAUAAAUAAUCUGGUCCUUAAGAUUGUUAACUUUUAAAUAUUCAUGUUUAUAUUUUUUAGCGUAUCUGAGGUCUUAACAUAUAUCAGUUAUAAAAAUAUUUAUAAAAUAAAUAUUGAACUUCUGACAAAAAAAAAUCCCGCUAUAUUUGAUUAACGUUUUGUCUUGAUUAUUUUAGGAUCAAUCUUUGCUAUCCAAUAAAACUACGUUGUAAAAACGAGUCAUGUGCCAAUUUCAUCCAAUGGAUAUCAUUGAAUGAAAUUGUCACUGGAUAUCGCUAUUGUUCAAAAUAUUGGUGCACUUCGUCCUGAAAAUUUUGCCUUUGUGAUUUAGCUGCGUAGACGAUAAAUGACCACGGCUUGUUUGAGUGUCUUUUGUCCGAACGCUAACAAGUUGGUGUCGAAAAAUUAAUUUAUAUGGACGCGGAAUAAAAGUCCCAGGACCGUUUUGCAGGUUCCUUUAAUUUUGUGAUAAAGUUUGUGUUUACUUAACACGUUGAAGUUUAAAUAAAAGAUUUUUAAUGUUAAUAA